CCGUCGGAUGAAUGCUCCUUCUCCAAUGUCAAAUGGAUCAGGCUGGUCUAAACUUUCUCUAAAUCUCCUGAACAAGGUAUUCAAAUGUCUUGGGUUUGCAGAACUAGCUGAAUCAGCAUGUCCAUCUCUGCCAAAUGCUUCAAGAAAAUCAUCACCAAACAGUCAAACCCCUUGGCUGAUUCUAUUUCCAGAAAAAGGUAAAGAUUAUUGUUUAUUGUUUAAUCCUCAAGAUAAAGAGAAGUUGCAAAGAAUUCAAGAUCUCGGUGAUAACUUUGCAAAUAGUCAUUGUUUGGCUAUUUGUGGUAGUUGGCUCUUUAUGCGAGAUCUUCGAUAUAAUCUCUACAUUAUGAAUCUACUCACACGCGAGAAGAUUGAUCUUCCCUCGGUAGAGUCUCAGUUUGGUAGGAUAAAGAUUGAAAGAACCAUAGAUGAUAUGUUUCAUAUAAAACUUGAUGGCGAAUAUUUUGGAGAUCCUGAUAAUCACAUCGAUAUUUACUACCCUUCAUUAUGGAUAGACGAAAACACCAAAGAUUAUGUGGUUACAUGGUAUCUCCGUUACUCAAGACAAUAUCUGGUUUAUUCUAGAAAAGGAGAUAAUCUUUGGAAACAUGCUAGUUUAUGGAGUCAUGACAUGCUAAUCUAUGAUAUGGUACACAAAGAUAAUAAGAUCUAUUUGUAUAGCGACUCUCGUGAUGUCAAAGUCUUGGAUUUUUCAAGAGAUGUUCCGCGGAAAAUCUUUAAAACGAAAGUUAACUAUGAUGUUUGGGCUAAGGGACUGCCACGUCGUCUUGAGCCUGGUGAUGUCUGGGAUAUGAAAAAAGAACAUCUUGUAGUCACGCUAACUGGAGAACCCCUCAGAGUUAGGAGCAUUAUUAGAAGUGAUUCUGAUGUUUGGUAUUUCCGCAUUUACAAAAUGAAUUCUUCAAAUACCGAAUGGGAGAAGCUUACUUGUUUGGGAGACGAGGCAAUAAUUUUGGAUCAACGCAUCACCGUGCUUGCCAGCGCCACUGAGGGAAUUAAGAGAAACUCAAUAUAUUUCAGUGGCUACCGUUCUGAUCAUCAACGUGAUUGGAGUGAAAAAGAUAUAUUUAUCUUCAAUCUGGAUACAAACGAGGUUCAAAGACCACAUUUACCUGUUUGUUCAUCCAUUCGAUCAUCCAAUGCCCGAUGGUUUUUAUCAAAUUCCAAAGAAGUACAUAACUAGUGUGAUCUAGACUCUGUUUUCUAUUUUCAAUGCUUUUUGUUUAAUUCUCUAUAAACAUAUAAUGUUGGACUUGUGUGUCUCUUUUCUUUUGUAUGUGUGAAAGUAAUAU
Capsella rubella is the source of this 1313-nucleotide messenger RNA. Its product is annotated as probable F-box protein At4g22060. NCBI's taxonomy places the organism in Eukaryota, Viridiplantae, Streptophyta, Magnoliopsida, Brassicales, Brassicaceae. The coding region runs from base 8 to 1204 and encodes 398 amino acids. The record is from RefSeq and is a predicted model, not a curated record. The transcript has a single exon.